UCUGUUUGCUACGAAGGAUGCGAAACACACAGUUACACGCACUCCAUUAAAUUUAACACGAUUGAGUCAAGCUGCCGCUAAGAAGGACAGCUUGCGGACACGGCAUUUAAAGGUGCAACUUUCACUUUCUGAUCCUAAAAGUGUUGUCGGAUUGACUUCCUAAAGUGUGCUCAGAAAGUGAAAAUUAAAAUUGCACUUUUAAAUGCCGUGUCCCCAAGCUGCCCUUAGCGGGCGUGACUCCUGUUCCCCGCCCUGUUGUGUUUUUUUAACAGUUGAUUUGAUAUAAGACUGGGCAAGAUUUUGCUGAGUCAUCCUGAAGUUGCUCCUUUCCUAAGACUUGAGAGAGUCGCCUUGUGCCGCCGCGGUGUGUCCCUUUCCAGGUUUCCUUCAGGUACUAAGUUGUGGCAUACAUUGUUUGAAAUGCGUGUGUGCUGCUUCUUGGCAGAAAAUCGAGCUCUUUAGGACUUGCAUCUCCAUUUCCAAGGAAGGAUGGCUGCAUCGAGGAAAGUUAUCAAGAUUGUGCACAGCCAAGAGCAGUCAGAGGGAGUUGGAGCUCGUGUUCGCAGGAGUAUUGGCAGACCUGAGUUAAAAAAUCUAGAUCCAUUUCUGCUACUUGAUGAGUUCAAAGGAGGCAAACCAGCCGGUUUUCCUGAUCAUCCUCACCGAGGUUUUGAAACUGUAACCUAUCUACUGGAGGGUGGAUCCAUGGCCCAUGAAGACUUUUGUGGCCAUGCAGGUAGACUGAAUCCAGGAGACUUGCAGUGGAUGACAGCCGGUCGAGGUAUUCUCCAUGCAGAGAUGCCGUGCUCUGAGGAGCCAGCCCAUGGCCUGCAGCUUUGGGUCAAUUUGCGGAGCUCUGAAAAAAUGGUGGAGCCUCAGUACCAAGAACUGAAAAAUGAAGAAAUACCCAAACCUACACAGAAUGGUGUGACAGUAUCUGUAAUUUCUGGAGAGGCACUGGGUGUAAAGUCUAAAGUGUAUACUCGUACACCAACACUGUAUCUGGAUUUCAAGUUAGACAAAGGAGCAAAGCACACACAGCCAAUUCCUAAAGGUUGGACAGCCUUUAUUUAUGCACUCUUUGGCAAUGUAUAUAUUGGUCCUACUGAUGUUCAGCAAAAAGUCGAGCCCCACCACACUGCUGUGUUAGAUGAUGGUGACUGCGUCCAGCUAGAAAACAAGGAUCCUGAAGUAAGCCAUUUUGUCUUAGUGGCUGGGGAGCCAAUUAAGGAAACUGUGGUACAACAUGGUCCCUUUGUGAUGAAUACCAAAGAAGAAAUUCAGCAAGCUUUUAAUGACUUCAGAAAUGCAAGAAAUGGAUUUGAGCGAGCAACCACUUGGAAAUCAAAGAUUGGAAAUUAAUCUAUGACAAUGAUUAGUUCAUCUUUAAUUGGGAUGUCAAAAGUGGUUGACUUUAUAUUUGAUGUAUAAUGUGAGCAUUCUUGCUUUUACUUAUGAGCAUCUCCACUCGCUGGAGUUAAUCAUGUUGGUUUGCCAGGCUGAGUCCAAAAAGAAUAGGUCUCUAAUAUGUGUUGACCCAAAGUAACCUGUUAAAACUGAUAUAUACUCAUAUAUAGCAAUCUGUAAAUAAUUUUUUCUCUAACAGAAUUGUGUUCUAUUUCCCUGUAAUACAAGUAUUCAUUGUGUAUGUAUAACCUUUCUUUAUAUAUCAAAAAUACUUAAAAAUAAAUAAAUAAUAGUUCUUUGAAAAA
Hemicordylus capensis (graceful crag lizard) is the source of this 1712-nucleotide messenger RNA. It is a transcript of the gene PIR, whose product is annotated as pirin. The coding region runs from base 490 to 1362 and encodes 290 amino acids. Gene Ontology annotation, molecular function: quercetin 2,3-dioxygenase activity. Gene Ontology annotation, biological process: monocyte differentiation. NCBI's taxonomy places the organism in Eukaryota, Metazoa, Chordata, Lepidosauria, Squamata, Cordylidae. The record is from RefSeq and is a predicted model, not a curated record. Gene Ontology annotation, cellular component: nucleus. The transcript is spliced from 10 exons.